AUGGAGAGAACACGCAUUGCUAAGGUUGAAGAUGUGACCUUGGCACGACGUGGUGAACAAGUCGUUGGCACACUCCACCUCACCCCUCACCAUCUUAUCUUCUCCCACAUACCUGCGGCGUCCGACACUGCGCAGACACAGGGGGUAAAUAUCCGGCCAAAGGAGCUCUGGAUCACUUAUCCGAUUAUUUCACAAUGCACCCUGCGCCCGAUUCCUGCUGCAUCGCGUCAGCCGUCGUCGAUUCGCUUGCGAUGUCGUGAUUUUACCUUUGUCUGUUUCUAUUUGGCAACUGAGAACAAGGCCCGCGAUGUAUAUGAUAGCAUCAAACAAUGGACAUGCAAGCUCGGUCGGAUCGAUAAACUCUACGCCUUUGCGUACCAACCUCCUCCGCCUGAGCGAGAAUUCAACGGCUGGGACUUGUAUAAUCCUCGCAAAGAGUGGGCCCGGCAGGGUGUGGACCAGGAAGGCCAUGGCUGGCGCAUCUCUCAGAUAAACUCCGACUACGCGUUUUCCCCGACUUAUCCGGCUAUUCUACCAGUACCCUGUACAAUCUCGGAUAACACUCUCAACUAUGCGGGACGAUAUCGCUCUAGGGCGAGAGUGCCUGUCUUGACAUAUCUUCACCCUGUUAAUAAAUGUUCGAUUACGAGAAGUUCACAACCACUCGUGGGUGUCCGUCAGAACCGAAGCAUCCAGGAUGAAAAGCUACUAGCAGCGAUAUUUUCUACGUCCCGUUCAGAGAGGCCUUUGUCCGGUUUUAAUACGCCACAGUUGGAAUCGGAGUCUUCGUGGUCCAGCCAGGGUGAUGCCCCAUCUAGUCAGACACGGUCUGAUUUGACGAAUGCCGAGGAACUAGAAGAUGAGAUGCUGGCGUCAUAUCAAGAAGCCCCAGAGGAGAAACACCAAGUUUACGGUGCGCAGCAGAGCAAUUUGAUUGUUGAUGCACGGCCGACAGUAAAUGCAUUUGCCAUGCAGGCUGUUGGUCUUGGUUCGGAGAACAUGGACAAUUAUAAGUUUGCGACUAAGGCAUAUCUUGGAAUCGACAACAUCCACGUGAUGAGAGAUUCGCUAAAUAAAGUGAUUGAUACAUUGAAAGAUUCGGAUGUCACUCCUCUGGGACCAAACAGAGACCAACUUGCGCGAAGUGGAUGGUUGAAGCACAUUGCGGGCAUCCUAGACGGUGCUAGUUUAAUUACUCGUCAGGUCGGCCUUCAUCAUUCCCAUGUCUUGAUUCAUUGCUCGGAUGGAUGGGACCGUACAGGUCAAUUGAGUGCGUUGAGUCAAGUAUGCCUUGAUCCCUACUAUCGUACGCUUGAAGGGUUUAUGGUACUAGUGGAGAAAGACUGGUUGUCUUUUGGACACAUGUUUCGACAUCGAUCAGGUCAUUUGAACAGCGAGAAAUGGUUUCAGAUUGAGAACGAGAGAAUUGGAGGUGAUUCCAACCGUGCCUUCGGAGAUGCUGGUGGUGCAGGCAAAGCCAUCGAAAACGCCUUCCUCAGCGCCAAAGGAUUCUUCAAUAGAGAAAACACAAGUCGGGACUCUCUUGCUGAAUCCGAUGGAGAUGUACAAAACUACGAAUCAGAUAGCCCUGGAAUGCGGAAGCCAACUACGGCCCCGAGAACAAUCGUUUCCGAAAAGGAGGUUACCAAGGUCAAGGAGACGAGUCCGGUUUUCCACCAGUUCCUUGAUGCAACCUACCAACUGCUGUACCAAUACCCGACUCGCUUCGAGUUCAAUGAGCGCUUUCUUCGGCGUUUGCUUUACCAUCUCUACUCUUGCCAGUUCGGUACGUUCCUCUUUAACAGCGAAAAGGAACGAGUGGAAGCAAAAGCGAGGGAACGCACUCGAAGCGUGUGGGACUAUUUCCUUGCUAGGCGGGACCAGUUCCUAAAUCCAAACUACGAUCCCCUGAUCGAUGACAACAAGCGCGGGAAAGAGCGUCUUAUUUUCCCACGGGUCAAUGAAGUCAGAUGGUGGAAUGAGGUAUUCGGCCGAACUGAUGCAGAGAUGAACGGAGCUCGUCCAUCUCAUACUACCAUCUCCCCUGCCCGUGAUACAUCUACCUCUGGUGCUCAGAGAACCCCCGUUGUUACAGGCAUUGAAACGGCCAAUGAAUCCUUGGGCAGCGGAGUCUCUGGCAAAGAGACUAGCUCCUCGGCCGGGAUGGCUGCCGUUACUGCAGGAAUCUCAAGCCUGGCCUUUACCAAAAACAAAGAAAAUGGACAGGGAUCUGGAAAAAUGGAUGCGAUGGAGGUUGAGAUGCAGUGA
This is a messenger RNA of Aspergillus wentii DTO 134E9, 2268 nucleotides long. Its product is annotated as phosphatidylinositol-3-phosphatase YMR1. NCBI's taxonomy places the organism in Eukaryota, Fungi, Ascomycota, Eurotiomycetes, Eurotiales, Aspergillaceae. The record is from RefSeq and is a predicted model, not a curated record. Gene Ontology annotation, biological process: dephosphorylation. Gene Ontology annotation, molecular function: phosphatase activity. The transcript has 3 exons. Bases 1 to 2268 code for a protein of 755 amino acids.